AGUAACAAUGUCCCUAGCUAGUCAGUCUGGAGUCACAUUUUGGAUCUGAAAUCAGGGGAUUCCUAGAAGUGGGAAAGAAGCUAAGGCAAUGCUGGGAUUCAUGUGCUUGGAAACUUGGACAUUGAACUCCACAGCAGGUCUUGCGCAGGCAAGUAGCACACAGUGAACCUGAAGCAGUUCCCCCCUGAAACAGGGGAAGAAAUCAAUUUCAUAAGAUUGUCCUAAUGCAGGCAGCAGCAAGUGGGGAAAAGGCAAAACUAGAGUUUUUCCCUCUUCCCUCUGUGCUUAUUGUGCAAGACAGAACAGAUACUGGAAAAAGCAAAAAUCUGAACACAGUAUUUGGCGUGCCAUAUUUAGUUGCUGUUCUCAACUGUCUUCAUUAUUAUUGCAGUGGCAUACUCCAAAACAUGCCUUUGGUUUGUGCUCCUUCAAAGAAGGACACUUUGUAAAACAGCAACAAUUUAGUGUGCCACAACUUCCCUUCAAAUCUGCAGUUACCACUGGUAAUGCUGACAGACAAUGAAUUAAUCAGUAAUGAAAAAAAGGUUUGCUGUCAGAUAGGAAAACAUUUCAAGUCUCAUUCAGAUUUGCCAGGUGAUUAUUUUUUUGGUGGUGGUAUCAUGAGGGUUUAUUUUUUAAAAGAUUGGCGGGAAAGAGAAUAGACUUAGAAAUAAGAGGAGGCAUUACAGAUACCAGGUAAAGAAUUCAAAUUGUCUCUGAUAAAUAAGGGAAGUAGUUCUACAUAAACAAGUCAAAAUAUCAUAAAAAUGCGGACAAGGUUUUCUUCACAAAGAGAAAUAUAGUGGCAUUAAAAAAUAAUUAAAAAUAAAUUACACUCUGUUCUUCCUUUAAAGAAAAAAAGUAGCAAACAAUCUGGCACAUCCUAGCAGACAAAAAGAUUCUAAAGUAAAGGAGGCACAUAGAGAUGUUAUGUACAUUUGUGUAUUUAUAUAGAUUUUUGUUCUUUUUAAAUUCAGCUUGUUUUGAUGAGACCUCUGACAAUCCUGACUACAGAAAGUCUGACAUGCAAACAGACUGAAGUGCACAGUGAAUUGAGAAGCCUGAUAAGGGCUGAGUAAAAUGAUCUAUGACAAAAGACUGAAUUAGUUAGGCUUGUCUAUCUAGUAGAAAAAAAACUAAGGGCAAAAUGUUGAACAUUUCAGAUAUAUCUUUUUAUCCAAAUAUUAUUGCUGAGGAUAUUAUUCCAGAUGUCAAUGUUUCUUUGUUUUGUGAGAGCACUCAGUCAUGACUUUCCACAUCACCUAUGUUGGUUUCCAGAGAUAUUGAUGAAUACUUGGUUCUCCAAAUCCAACAAAGGACAAAAGAAAAUCAACAUAACUGACUAAGAUAUUAGGGAAUGUUCAGAAGAAUUUUCUUACUCUUCAGGGAAAGAAUUGCUUGGCUACCAAAAAAAGCCAACUCCUUUCUCUUUCACCAGGACUUUGAUGAAGUUGGAUGAACAGCUAUAAGGGAUGGCUGAGUUUACUUCAGCUGGCCUCUAUGUAAGUGAUUUGACUAGGGAUCUGCUGAAGUUUUCUCCAGCCCUACAUUUAAACAGCUAAGGAAUGAAGAAGUCAGUUUAAAGGGUUUCCAUUACUUUUAAAAGCUUCUUCACUUAACAGUGUUAUGCAAAGCCUGUUCCCUCCUGGACUUCUCUCUUUACUGAUGAUGGUCUUGCUGUACUCAUCUUUAUAACAGAAAAGAUAAAGGAUGGAGCCUCGGGACGCGCCGCCAGGUUACCCGCGCGCGGCGCCCCGCGCAUGCGCCGUGCCUGCGGUGACCGAGAGGGGCGGGGCGGGGCGCGCCCCGGCGGCGCCUCAGGAGGGAGCGAGGUCUGUGCGCGUGCGCCGCGGGGCUGCCGGGGAUCCUGCGCGUGCGCGUUGGGGCCGGCGGCGGGCGCGCGGAGGAGCGCGGUGUGUGGGGGCUCUGGGAAGGCCGCUCGUGUGUCCGUCAGUCCGUCCGGGAGUGUACGGUCCCGCCGGCUCCGGCCCUCAGCCUUCCCUCCCGGGGGAGGCCUGCAGCCCGCUGCCGCCUCGGCACAGGGGGAGGGACGCGAGGAGCCGCCAGGAUGAAGCUGGUGAGGAAGGACCUGGAGAAGGAUAAUGCGGGGCAGGUGACGCUGAUCCCCGAGGAGCCUGAGGACAUGUGGCACACCUACAACCUGCUGCAGGUGGGUGACAGCCUGCGCGCCUCCACCAUCCGCAAGGUUCAGACCGAGUCGUCCACGGGCAGCGUGGGCAGCAACCGCAUCCGCACCACCCUCACCCUGUGCGUGGAGAGCAUCGACUUCGACUCGCAGGCCUGCCAGCUGCGGGUCAAGGGCACGAACAUCCAAGAGAACGAGUAUGUGAAGAUGGGCGCCUACCACACCAUCGAGCUGGAGCCCAACCGUCAGUUCACCCUGGCGAAGAAGCAGUGGGACAGCGUGGUGCUGGAGCGCAUCGAGCAGGCCUGCGACCCGGCCUGGAGCGCCGAUGUGGCGGCCGUGGUCAUGCAGGAGGGGUUGGCUCACGUCUGCCUGGUCACCCCGAGCAUGACGCUUACUCGUGCCAAGGUGGAGGUGAACAUCCCCCGCAAGCGGAAAGGGAACUGCAGUCAGCACGACCGGGCGCUGGAGAGGUUUUAUGAGCAGGUGGUGCAAGCCAUCCAGAGGCAUAUCAACUUUGAGGUGGUGAAGUGUGUACUGGUGGCUAGCCCAGGCUUCGUGCGGGAGCAGUUCUGUGACUACAUGUUCCAGCAGGCAGUCAAGACUGACAACAAACUUCUGCUGGAGAACAGGUCCAAGUUCCUACAGGUCCACUCUUCCUCAGGACAUAAAUACGCACUGAAGGAAGCGCUCUGUGACCCAGCUGUAACUAGCCGUCUUUCUGACACUAAGGCAGCUGGUGAGGUCAAAGCCUUAGAUGACUUCUAUAAAAUGCUUCAGCAUGAGCCUGACCGGGCUUUUUAUGGCCUGAAACACGUGGAGAAGGCCAACGAAGCCAUGGCCAUUGAUACCCUGCUGAUCAGCGAUGAGCUUUUUCGGCACCAGGAUGUGGCCACACGUGCCCGAUACGUUAAAUUGGUAGACAGCGUUCGGGAGAACAUGGGCACAGUACGCAUUUUCUCCAGCCUCCAUGUGUCUGGAGAGCAGCUGGGCCAGCUGACAGGGGUGGCAGCUAUCCUGCGCUUUCCUGUUGCUGAGCUCUCUGACCAGGAAGAUGAAUCUAGCUCUGAAGAGGAUUGAUAACAGUGACUUCAUGCCACAGUUUCUUUUCCAUGUCAUGUUGAAAUGACGUUAAAGGUCCUCCUGACCUGAAUACUGCGUGCAGAUGUACCGUAACAUGUAAUUUAAAAGUUUUAAUAGGAAACAUAUACAUACAUAUAUAUAGCUUUACUCAGCACACUACUUGAUAUCUGAUGUAUGGUAAUAAUUAUUGUUAUGUUGUGCUGAACUGACUGAUUUUGCAGUUCUGGACCACCAGCAGUACAAGAAACUAAUUUGGCUCCCCAGUGCUGCUUAGUCUGAAAAAUUGAUAAAAAAAAUAGGAAAAAUUGAUGUUAGACUAUUUCUGUUCAAAUGCUUGAAAAAGUAUUGUGAAACAAAUGUAAACUUCUUGGAAGACAUGUCAAAACUGUGCUUGAUCUUCACAGGAGCUCCCUCUUCUUCGUAAGGUGUCAAAGGAAUUGGGUCAAUAUCAAAUAUUAGGGCUUUGUGUGGUGACGUAAGUCUAGCCAUUUAAAUAUUUCUGUGAAGGACUUCAAACAGUCUUUCAGCAACAAGACCCUUUAUAUUAACUGUUUCUUUGCUAACACAGUAGUAGAUGCAGGACAAAUGGUGACUCUCAGUGCACCCAUUUAGUUAUCUAACAGAAUGCUGUUACCUUGGAGAUUGUCCUGAAGACUAACAAGGUGUCAUUGACUGUAUUCUGCCAAAUUGGCCUUAUUUAGCACCCAAUUCUGAGAAGGUGUAGGAGAAACUUAGAAAAUCAGGACUUUAGUUUCCACAAGGAAUCUUUUGAUAGCAAGUAGUUUAGGUAACUUCAUAAUCUGAUAUUCUAUUUGCAUAUUUCUUUAAAAACAUAACAUAUAUGGUGAUACAGAAAUAAAGAUGGCAAAAUUAUAAAUCAAACUUCAACUUAAGAUAGUGGCGACUGUAAAAGUGAAAACUACUUUUUCAAUUAUUUGAUCAGCUCAAAGUACUGAGAGCCAGAAAGAGCUCUCUUGCUUCACUGGGCAGUAAAUCUUAGGUUGAGGAAGCAAAAAACACUUUCAGAUUCAGACAUAACCUGUGGUCGUAUUGUUUCAAACCCAGGUUUGAUGAUAUGGCUUGUGUGUGUAAAUCGGCAUUCCUUUUUUAAAUGUGAUGGAAGGUGAGAAGAGGAACCACAGAAUAAUUCUGUAAUAUGGAAAGUGUUGUAAGAGUAGAACAUUAAAAAAUAAAAUGACCAAAACUUCUAGUCUGGGUAGAAUAGUUUUAGGAAAAUCAUUUUAAAGGAUAGUCCCCUAUGUUAAGGGUGCCAAUCCUUUGGAUUUAAUACUAUCUAUUGGUAGCUGAAACAUCAAUCUAAACUUCUGAUAGAGAAGUACUUUUGGAUUAAAGCCAUCUCCCCUCUUCUACAUCAUCCACACAGUCUAAGAAAUUCUUAAAAAGAACUUGUAUUAGAGCUGUAACACCUCAAUUCUUCUUUUGUUGAAGAAAAACAAGCCCAUUAACACACUUGUUUACAGUCAGCUUGCACGUAAAUUGUGUUAUUUGAGCUUUACAUUUUUGUCUUGAAUGGUGUUGGGUGCCACAAGUCAUGGAAUGCUCAGAUAGGCUUUGUUUAGCAGUUAAGACUGCUUAAAUUAAGUUGUUUUUUUUUUCAAUUUGCCUAAGUUCAUUACACACUUUUUAGCCAGAAAGCACCUUGAUUCUUCUUAUAUCUAGUUUAAUGUUAAAAACAGGAAGCAGGGGAAAUAUUAAUUAUAGGCAGCAAAUGAGGGCCUUAAAUAAACUUGUAUCAAAAAAAGUCAUUCAUUUCUCCAAGCUUUUAUAACAUAGGAUGGUACAGUAGUAUAUUCCCUUUUUCUAAGUAAUGCCAGUUUGUUGCAGCUGAAUACAAAUGACAUACUCUAAUUUGUAGUGCACCAGAAAUUCUUAGUUUUUCUCAACAAACUCUCUGAGAGACAAUCACUGUUCUUUGGUUGUGAGAUGGAUUGCUUUUUCAUCAGAGCAGUUUGGUUCCAAUUAUUUAAUUGUAAAGCAGAAGUUAGGAAGAGUGUUUGCUGAUUACUACAUGAUUACAGUGGCGUUUUUGUGUUUUGUGCCUGUAGUUAUCAUCAAGGAAAAGAAGUAGCCAUUUUGUUGCAUUUUUGUUUCAUCUGCUAAGAAAAUGUGACAAUAGUGAUUCUUUGAAUUAUUUAUCCUUAGAAUUAAAAUUCUACAUUGGCUAAA
Molecule: messenger RNA, 5416 nt
Organism: Onychostruthus taczanowskii (white-rumped snowfinch)
Lineage: Eukaryota; Metazoa; Chordata; Aves; Passeriformes; Passeridae
Gene: PELO
Product: pelota mRNA surveillance and ribosome rescue factor
Exons: 3
Coding region: 2069-3226 (385 amino acids)
Biological process (GO): RNA surveillance; nonfunctional rRNA decay; nuclear-transcribed mRNA catabolic process, non-stop decay
Cellular component (GO): cytoplasm
Source: RefSeq, a predicted model, not a curated record